Molecule: messenger RNA, 648 nt
Organism: Closterium sp. Yama58-4
Lineage: Eukaryota; Viridiplantae; Streptophyta; Zygnematophyceae; Desmidiales; Closteriaceae
Source: the annotation of a GenBank genome assembly
AUGCAGAGCAGCACACGAGCCGGCGAGGUUCAGGCGUUCGUCGGAUCGAUCGUUGUCAUCGUUUCAUGCUGCAUUUACCUCGUGUGGGCGUAUGUUCCAAACAGCGUUCUUCUUUCCAUCGGCCUGUCAUACUAUCCUUCAAACUCCCCCUUAUAUCCCUUCCCCUCCCACCCGCACUUAUAUUAUUCUGCACGCGACUGCAGGCACUGGGCGUCAGUGAUCCCAGCGUUCCUUAUAGUCACGGUCGUCUGCGCCCUCCUGCUCUACUCAGGUGUCAACCGCCUCUCCGUGCAGCCCGCCUCAUCCAAAUUCUCCAUCCAUGACAACUUUGCACGGAUGCAGCCCCCCAUGACCCACACCAACUUCCAACCCAUCUUGCAGCCGGUUCACCAACCCUCGCACAACCCAUCACCACUUCCAUCAUCCCUGGACCCACCGUCUACAGUAUCUGCUCGCAAUAGUUGUAGUGGGCAUAAGAAUAAAGAGGAAGAAGAAGUGCUGCUGGAGUCUGGGUCGACUAGAUAUCAUGGCAUGAGACUCUACCGCUCGCCUAGCGCGCAGGACGCCAUGCAGAUGAGUAGGAGAGCCCCAAUUCCUCCCAUUCAUGACUUGCCAAUUACGAUGGUUAAUGAUCUUCUGUAUGGCUGA